Molecule: messenger RNA, 273 nt
Organism: Phytophthora nicotianae INRA-310
Lineage: Eukaryota; Oomycota; Peronosporomycetes; Peronosporales; Peronosporaceae
Exons: 1
Coding region: 1-273 (90 amino acids)
Source: RefSeq, a predicted model, not a curated record
AUGCACCUGUUCAUGGAUGACUGUACGGUCGAAGACGACGAGCGUGACGGUGACGACUCCUCUACCAACCCAAAUGCCGAAAACCUUCGGCGUAUUCCACUUGUUGACCUCAUACCCUCAUUAAGCGAGCAGCAAAAAAUCUUCACACUACUCAACGAAAUGAAUGCUUUUGACGUGAUAACAUGCCGGCUUCAACGUAAGGAUAUGACAGUUACUACCGUGCACGACAUCUUCGAUGUUGUUUUGGAUGACUAUGGUGAUAUCGAUUACUAA